AUAUAUACGCAGUUAUGCUGAAUUUGUAGUGUGUUGUUUUUGUACGCUUUUAUUUUAAAUAUAUUUGAACUGCUAAGAGUUUUUUUUUUUAAAAAACUAACCAUGUUCCGUUCCAAGAGGGAUGUGGAUCGUCAUGUGCAAGAGAUUCUUCGGAAGAUAACUAGUGAGAAAGAGAGGAACUUACGGUGCUACAAUAUUGCCAAGCUCUAUUAUCAGGUUGGAGACUAUGAAUCUGCAAGGCGUUACAUUUCCAGUUACCUGACUGUGCGUGAAGAUUCAGCCUCAGGUCAUAAACUUUUUGCCCAAAUACUGGAAGCUCUUGGCCAGAAGGAGAAAGCAGUAACAGAGUACAAAUGCUCAUUAGAACUGGAACAUUCUCAGCCUGAUAUAAUCCUCAAAGUUUGUGAUCUUCUGGGAGAGAGUGAUCUUUCUAUUGACUUGGGCCGUGUCCGAUACUGGUGUGAACGUGCUUCACAGCUAUAUCCUCAUCAUCCUGCCGUAUUUAGGCUGAAGGAACGGCUUCUGUCUACAAAAGGAGAGGAGAGUCUUCACGAGUUAGAAGCACUGAUAUCAUCGGAAAUGUCAGCAAGACCAUCAGAUGUUUCUCUGAGAAUCCGUCUUAUCAAGCUGUAUCGAGAAGCAGACAGACUUAAGGAUGCUUAUGAUCAUAUUGUCGAAGUUGAGCGAAGAUCAUUGUUUAGAGAGAACUUGGAAUGGUAUGAAUGCAUCAGUGUUGUUUUGAAGGCAUAUGCAGAGAAAUACUCUGAUAUUUGUGGAUGGGAAUUUUACCUGUAUUAUACAUCUGUUCAAGAGAAAAAGGCAUAUUUAAGCUUAGGUGAAAACCAUGCUAUGCUCCACAAAACUGUUGCAGAUUGUGUGCAAGUUCUCUUCAGUUUUGACCAGUUGCUAACAAAGGCAUCACAGCAGUCCCCUCCACCCAGUGAACGGGACUACUAUCAUGAAUUCUUAAGGCACAUGCGUGGUCAACUCUGCCUCCAUCUUGCCACUCUGCUUCUGAAAAGAGCAAAGAAGGAUCAAACUAAUUGGCGUGAAAUGUGCCGCAUGGCAAUUCCUCUUCUGCUGCACGCUUUGGGCCCACCUCCUGAUGUUUCUAAUAUUGGCACAGUUAAGGCAUCUGAAUCUCGUCGAAAGAUUGUUCAUCAGUGGAGCAAGGAAGCUGCAUUCCGCAUCAGUCAGGCAGGACAUGUUCUCCUGGCUAUGCUUCAUGAACGUCGUUCUCAGUUCUUGGACAGAAUAACACAGUAUUGCUCUGGAAAUUGGCGUGAAAGGGUUUUUCAGAGGAUCUUCAAUACUAGAGACCACCAUCAGCAAAUAGGAACUUCCCACUUCGUGAACUUCAGUGCAUUUGCAGAUCCACCUUUGGAAAUUCCAACAGCGAGUGAGCUAAGCCCUCAUGAUGAAUUAUCACAGCAGCUAUAUCCAAACUCUCUUCAUCACUUGGUAUGGUUGGGUCUACAGAAGAUGAGUGCAAGUAAAAGUAGCACUUCGUCAAAAUUGUGCAAGGAUUUUUACUGUCUUGUAUUUGAUGGUCUGCAGUUAACUACAAAAAAUUUAAAUUCUGCAGGCAUUGAAACACUGUGCAGGCUUGAUAUUGAUGCCUUCUUGUAUGCUACAGUACUGUGUGUGGCAGCAGCUCAGGAGGAACUGUUGGCAGUUGGCUAUUCAAACAGUGAUCGUCCUGCAACACUUCCUGCGUGUAUUACAGACCAGUUAUGCACAGUUGCCCAAGACAAAUGGUGGAUAGCUGCAUAUACUGUCAUUCAGAAACAAGUUGAAGGGAAUUUAGGAGAAUUGCGCCAAGUUUUGCAACAUGGAAUUGAAGUUGUAAGAAUUUUGGGUAACCAUGGACUUGAUGUCAGACUGAUAGUACAGCUUGCUCGUGCAUUUGCUGAAAGGGCAACAAGUAUGGCAGCUCGCGGUGAGUGUGCAGCAGAUGUUACUGCAAUAGAACAACGAGCUGCAUUGUAUUGGACAUCAGCUCUACCUCUCCUGGAAAGACUCCAGCGAAAUCAGACAAUUCGUGCACCACAUACCAAACUUUUUGAGUAUCACGGGAAGGAACUGUCUAGUGCUGAAAUCAACACCUUGAUUGAAGAAGGCAGAUUUUUCCUUGCAUGUCAGCUUAUGAAGGAAGACAAACACGAAAGAGCAUUAGAAGCAUUUGAACAAUUAAAAUCUCCUUAUGCUGCUUUUUACCGUGCAUUAAUAUACAAGAAAUUAGCUGAAGAGCAGUUUCAGGGUCAGCACAGGGAAAUGAUUACAAGUGAAAUGAGAUCACAACAUAUUAUUCUGCUUACCAAGGCUAGGGAAUGCUUUUAUCUUACAUUAGAUCGGCUCAAAAGUCCAGGUGUUGAUAGCAAACAUCCUUUAAAUGCAGAGCUUGGUGGUCAUAUAGAGGAGAUAGAAAGUCAGCUACAUCACAUUGAUACGGAUGUGUCCAGGAGUGAUGUAAAUCGGAAUGACGUGCUGGAUGGUCUUUCUUUAGAAACCGCGUCUUCAGAACACUCGCCAGUUGAUAAUGGACAUAUGUUCAUUGGCUAUAAUGGGACAGUGCAGAAUUCAUUUGCACACAUUUCCAGUCGUAACAGGAGUGCAAAUCGUCUUAGUAGCACUCCAUACAGGAGCAAUAACAAAUGUGAUACAUCUGAUGUUCAAGAGAUUAGGAGAGCGGAAGCUCGUCCGAGCCCAGAGCGUUUAGAUGCACAAAUUCGGCAGCUGCUCCACAACAGAGAUUCAGUUCUGCAAACAGUAACACAACAUUCGAAAGCAGUAAUGGAAAGUGUUAAAGUUAUUAUGGAGGAAUUAAAGGACUGCAAGAAAGAGAUGAAGGAGAGCAAGGAAGAAUUAAGAGGAUACAACCAGGAACUAAGGCACAAUAAACAAAUGAUAGAGGAAUUAAAGGCUCAAGUACAGGAACUGAGGAAAGAAACCCUGAAACUAAAGAAAGGACAAUCUCAUGUAAACUCAGAACUUUCACAGGUGUGUGAUACUGAAGAUGAUCUUUAUGUAUUUGAUGAAGAAGACUAUGCAGAAGAUGUGACAAUAGCAGCCAGUCAUAUGGGAACAUACCCACCUUUUCAGCCCUUCCCUGGUUACCCAGAUUAUAGACCUGUGUCUGGCAUAAUGGGGACUCCAAGUGUGCCUUACGCACCACCACCGCCGCCGCCACCACGAGAAGCUCAUCCUCAGUUAAUACCACCCACACAAGCAAUGGGUGGAUUUUUCCGUGGUGUUGAGCCUGCGCUGAUAUAUCCCCCAGGAACUGUUGGUUAUUAUAGCGGCCAAGGUGCCCUUCCAUUCUCUGAAGGCCAGCAGUUGCCAGAUUUCCGUGGUCACCAGGCUCCUGCAUUUUCUCGCUUAGGAACACAUCCUGAUCCACAAAACACUCAACCUGAAGUAAAAGUAUCCCUUACAUCUGCUCCUGUCAAUGUUGUUAUUACAUCUUCUGAUACCUUACCUACAACAGUUCCUGUUACACAGCCAAUUCUGAGUGUAACUAUACCACCACAGCAUAGAUUGGGAGGGAUGCCUCUUGUUCAGAGUGAUCUUGGAACUUCCAUGCCUCAGGCAAUGGUGUCCACUACAUACUCAGCUUCAAAACCUUUACCUCUGACAACCACACAAACUUCAUUUAGUUCAACAUCCCAUCUUCAGCAGCAGCUACCACCGUCCCAGGGGGCAGUAUCAAAUAUAGGACGACAUACUGUUCCUCAUGCUUUUCAGAUAACAAUGCCUCCUCAAGCUCAUUUACCUCAAGUAUCAUCGCUUGAGAAAGGUGCUGCAUCCCUUAGCCCAGUUCUUCCAAUAGCAACCAACUCUUUACUUUCAUCUGUUCCUUCUCCAGUGUAUUCUGCAGUUGUCACUGAGAAAAAUUUGGUGCCAAAGGAGAUAAGUCCCAAAUCACGUCAAGCUUCAAUGGGUUCUAAUGCUGAAGAAGAGAAUGUUGCUGAAACAGAUCAUGACCCAUGUCCUGACUUUGAACCUGUGAUUCCAUUGCCUGCUGAAGUUCAGGUCAUGACUGGUGAAGAAGAGGAGACAGUACUUUUUGAAAGCCGGGCUAAAUUGUACAGGUUUGUUGAAAAGGAGUGGAAAGAACGAGGAAUUGGAAAUAUAAAACUACUGCAUAAUCAAAAGACGGGGAAAAUAAGAAUACUUAUGCGUAGAGAACAAGUCCUGAAAGUCUGUGCUAACCAUUUCAUAACUGCUGAUACAGAACUAGUCCCAAUGAAAGACAUAGCUUGGAUAUGGGUUGCAAAUGAUUUUGCUGAUGAACAGGUGAAGUUAGAGAAAUUGUGUGUUCGUUUUAAAACUCCAGAAGAAGCAACAAGUUUUAAGGAUGCAUUUGAGAAAGCCAAGAGCAUUAUUAGAUUGGCACAAACAUCAAUAGAAGAUGAAUCUACAGUGUCAUCAAGAAGUGGUAGUUCAACCAAAACUGUUGACUCAGUUGCUUCAUCACAGGACAGUUCCUCCUCAGUUCUCAGAAAAGAAAUUUCUAGUCAAACAUCUGUAACACCUUCAUCUACAGCUCCUGUAUCAGUAUGUGUUACAAGCAACAAAAUUACUGUGGGUGGUUUUACAUUUGCAAGUACUCCAACUUUCAAGGAUAAUACAACACCUGAAGGCAAAACUGUUGAUAAUGAUUCCUCAAAAACAAAGGUUCCACAGGAUGAUGCUUCAAAAGUGAGUCCGUUUGCUACCUUCAGUUUUGCAAUGCCGUCAAAACCUGUAUCGUUCCCUGAAGUUUCAAAGCCAGUGGCAGUGGUCAUGGACCCAUUUAAGACAACUUCCACACCAGAUACUUCAACAUGCAUUACAGUGGCGACUCAGAGCCAGGCUUCGAAGCCAGGUACCACAGUUUCAGAAAGUUCAAGAAUAGCUGUUUCAAAACCUGAAGUUUCUAAUUAUCCAACACAGUCUCACCAAAUAGGAACAUCACAAGAAGUCACACAGUUUGGUUCUCAGAGAAAUAUGACUGCAGUGGAAACUGAAAAAGCUGGAAAUGAACCACUGAUGUUUUCAUCUAAUUCAUUAACAUUUGCAGAUCUUGCAGCUAAAUCACCUGCAGGAAAACCUGCAUUUGCAGCAGAUUCAAAUUUCAAAGGAUUUGAAGGUGCAGGUAGUGUUGUGUUUGGAAGUACUCAGGUAUCUCAGAAGUCCAAACCUCAAAUUACUCAAAGUUCACCAGACAGUCUGUCAGAGCGGCCACCUGAAGAUUUUGUUCCAACUGCUGAGUUCAAACCUGUGAUCCCUUUGCCAGAAUUAGUUGAAGUGAGAACAGGAGAAGAAGAUGAGGAAAUUAUCUUUGAGGAAAGAUGCAAGCUUUUAAGAUUUGAUGGAGAAAAUAAGGAGUGGAAAGAAAGAGGCAUAGGGAAAAUGAAGCUGUUGCACGAUCCAAAAUCGGGCAGGGUACGCUUGCUGAUGCGGCGUGAGCAAGUUUUGAAAGUCUGCUGUAAUCAUGCCAUUACUACAGCUAUAAAGUUUAAGCCACUGUCGACUUCAGACAGAGCGUGGUACUGGGCAGCUCAAGAUUAUUCUGAAGGAGAAAUGCGCCGAGAAUUGUUAGCAAUAAAAUUUAAGACAACAGAUUUAGCAGAAAAGUUUAAGAAGGCAGUGGAAGAUACUCAAGCAAAGAUGAUAAACGACAGAAUACCUUUAGAUGGUAGCAAUAAAGAGGAACUAUCUGCAGAGGGUAAUGAUGAGAAACAGUUGAAAGAAAAAUUAAGAACAGGAGAGGGCACUAAUACUGCAUCAAAUCUUUGGGAGUGCCCUUCUUGUCACAAGAACAACCCAUCAGAUUCAUCAUCUUGUCAUUCAUGCAACAGCAACAAAAUACAAAAAACAUCUGCUGAGGAUUCAUCUCCGAAGUCAUUAUCUGAAUUCAAACCAAAAGCAGGUUCAUGGGAGUGCAAAUCUUGUUAUACAAGAAAUGAGGGAACAUGCCGCACUUGUGUUGCCUGUGAAGCAGUGAGGAUACCUACUACUACAGUGUCUACAAGCAGCACCACUUCUGACCAGGUCUCUAAACUAAUUUCACAAAAUAUCGUUCCUCUUUCAGAAGCUUUCAAACCAAAGCCUGGUUCUUGGACAUGCAGUGACUGUUAUCUUACCAAUGAAGAGAGAAACAACAGAUGUGUUGCUUGUGAUAAACUUAGGCUUGGAAGUGAUGGAAAACCCAUUAAUGAAAGCACAGCAGAAGAUAAGACUGCAUUUAAAUUUGGAAUUCAAAGUUCAAACACUGAAAGUUCAUCAGGUUUCAAUUUGUCUCGCUUUUUGCCUACGUGUGAUGUUAUGACAUCUGUCACAACUACAACUACUACUGGUAUGAGUACAACUACUAAUGCAUCAUCCUGUGUUUUCUCAUUUGGAUUUCCCAAGCUUAACACACAAAACAAAGAUGGUGCAGCAUCAUUCUCUUUUGGGAGUUCAACCGAGUCACAGAACACAUUAGAUCCUGUUGGAACAUCAUUGAAAUACGACUUGGCUGUGGAACGUGACACACUACCAAAACAAAGUCUCUCAUUUGGCUUCCAAGUCCCAACAAGCUCUGUUGACACACCACAGGUCAAGCAGUUGCCUGAAACUAAGAACACACCAACCUUUAUAUUUGGAAACUCAUUGCCUGCUACUAAACCUACAGGAGCUGCUGUGACAUUUGGAGCAGACAAGACACCCAUAAAAGAAAAUAAUCUGGUGCAAGUUCGUUCAGAACAUAGCUUCACAUUUGGCAGCCCAGGAAAAUUUGAAUUUUCAUUCAGUGGUGUCAGACCAAAAUCUCCCAUAAAAUCGCCCAAAUCACCAGGCACGAAACACUCUGUUUCUGUUGGAGAAGAAGAAAGUGGAAGUGAAGAAGAAGAAGAAGAAUAUGAGGGAGAUAACAUUUACUUUCAGCCUGUGAUACCACUUCCAGACAAAGUACCAGUGCAUACAGGGGAAGAGGAGGAAGACCUCCUAUAUAGCCAGCAUGCAAAGUUGUAUAGAUUUGUUUCUGGUGAGUGGAAAGAGCGAGGUCUGGGUGACAUUAAAAUUCUGAGACACAGAGUCACAAAAAAGAUAAGGUUGCUGAUGCGUCGUGAUCAAGUGCUGAAAGUUUGUUUGAAUCAUUUUCUGACCCCUGAGAUAACCUUCAUUGAAAAGGAUGCAAAAAGUUGGUUGUGGAGUGCACCAGAUUUUUCAGAUGGUCACAUAGAGAAUGAACGGUUUGCAAUUCGUUUUAAAACACCAGAUAUAGCAGCAGAAUUCAAAAAAGCAAUAGACCAGUCCCAGGCUGGUGUGGCUGAGGGUAAAAUAUUUUCGUCUGAAAAGGGAAGCAAUAGGAGUCCAGGAAUGGCAGACAAACAAUUGUCUCUUGAGACGAAAGGUGAUGGAUCAGGUGAUGCUACUUCUCCUGCUUUUAAGACCUUCUCAUUUGCUGUCACAGAUAAUAAGCCAGAAUCUAGUGGAACACCAAAGUUCUCCUUGUCAAGUCGCUUUGGAUUGCCAGAAAUGAAAGGUGCUGUUCAACCACUUUUUGGUGGAGUGUCAAAAGCAUCACAUGAAAAAGUUGAUGAUUCACCAGAGGUGAUAUACGAAUUAGCAGUUACUGAGCAAGAGAAAGCAGAGGCAGAAAGGUUGAUGUUGCCUUCAAAUUUUUAUGCAUAUCGAAGAAAACCAGGCUGUCCAGGAUGUCCAGGCUGUAAAGAUGAUGAAGCUUCAGAGUCAGAUGGAGAAAGAGGGGCAGAAUCAUCAAAUGUGGACACGUCUGCGCAUAAACCUAAUUGUUCAGGUGACUUUUCAUUGGCUGCCCUUGGACAGAAAACAGCUGGUACAGUUGACGAUAAUACAGAGGAUAAGAAUAAGCAAAUUACUUCUAAUGCCACACCGAUCAAACCCAAGAUGGGCAGUGGUAUUUUGCAGCCUCCGACAUUUUCUUUCAAUCCUACUUUCGGUCAGUCUACUACAACAACCAAUCCAUCAUGGUUCUCCCGGAACACAGCAGCAGUUUUCACAAGUCCUGCAAUGGCUGCAGGUGAUGCAAAAAAUAUAACAAUUGAUCAGACAGGUUCAUUGGAUGCCGAGAACAAAUUUGGGGUGGCGUCACUUGUUGCAACAAACACUGUUGCAGAGAAAGCUGCUAUAUCCACACCAGAGUUUGGAAAAACUCCAGGACGUUCAUCUGAAAGUGAAAAACAGAUCAGUAAUUUAGCUACUGGAACUUCACUGUUUGGUUCACAGGGGCAAAAGGUAGAAAGUUGUUCCAAUGCCCCACUCUUUACUCUUUUUCCUCCAUCUAGUCAGGCAAAAUCUGUGCAGGACCAGCCCCUUAUGUUCAAUUUUGGCCCAACAAGUAAAUUUGGUUGUGAGCCCAAAGUUUCAAAGACACCAGGAUUUGGAUUUACUGCACCCUUUCAAACUGAAAGUAUAUUGAGAUCAUCAGCCACUGAAAGCACAGAUUUGAAAACCAUGAUGGAACCUUCACACAGUAUUCUUCAACCAGAUGAAAAACACAGAACAGUAGGAAAGCAAUUGGAGGAGAAUUUGAAGCCUGAAGGUCUAUUCUCUUCAGUGCAGUUGACCAUCACGUUUGCAGACCUUGCUUCAAAAAUAAAGCCACAGGAACAGCAACCAGGUACUGAGUCAACUUUCAGAUGGGAGGGUGCUGGUUCUACUGUUUUUGGUGGCUUGAAGAAACAGACACCUCAGAGGUUGGAAGCUUCAUAUCAACAGAAAUCGGUCUCACCUGAUUCCGCUGCGGAGGAAGAAGCGAGUGAUGAGGAAACAGCAGCAGCUAGUAGUAGUGUCCAUGAUCCUCACUUUGAACCAGUUAUCCCCUUGCCUGAUGCUAUAAUAGUACAUACAGGCGAAGAAGAAGAAGUUGUCAAGUUUGCAUCUCGGGCAACAUUGUUUAGAUUUGAUGAAGCACUUAAACAGUGGAAGGAACGUGGAGUUGGUGAUAUGAAAAUACUGUAUCAUCCCAUUAACCAUACAUACAGACUACUUUUAAGAAGAGAAAAGAUCCACAAAGUUGUGUGCAAUCAUCUAAUAACAGCAGAUUUUUCAUUGAAGCCUUUCUCAAAGUCUGAGAGAGCAUGGUUAUGGGCUGCCCACAAUUUUGCAGAUAAUGAAGGAGAACUGGAAAAACUUGCUGUGUCUUUCAAGAAAGAGGAAACUGCCAAAGAAUUCUAUGACAAAGUCACUGAAUGUGUAGAGGAUGUAAAAACAUUUAUCAGAAGAGAAAUUACCAGCAGCUCCACAACAGAUAGACAGUAUGAGGAUAGUGAAGAAUCUAUAGACGAUGACGAUGAUGAUGAUGAUGAUGAGGAGGAUGAUGAUGAUGAUGAUGAUGAUGAUGGUGACGACGAUGGUGAUGACGGUGAUGAUGAUGAUGAUGAUGAUGAUGAUGAGGGAGAGGAUGAUGCAGAUGAUGAUGAUGAUGACAGUGUCCAUAAUUACAGUAUUAAGGAUGCUAAUGCAGAAGAAAGUACUGUAUUUGACAAGAGAGCAACACUUACAAUAAAGGAUGGUAAUCAGUGGAAAACUUUAGGCCUUGGUGAUCUGAAGAUACAGUACAAUAAAGCAAAGCAGAUUGCACAGAUUAUUAUGUUAAAAGAUGGAAGUACUGAAACAUUGUGUAACAUGAUAAUUAGCAAACAAAUUAAUGUAGAGGUGAAGAAAAGGGAUUGUGAAUGGACUGGCAUCGACAGUUGUAUAGAACCUGGCAUAUGUAAAACAUUGUGUGCUAAGUUCAGUUCAGAUACUGCAGCCCAUGAAUUUGCAAACAAAGUUUCCCAGUAUAGAGAAGUGGAGAAGUCUGAACAUGAAUGAGACACUGCUGUUCCCGAAAGACUUGAAGACUGAUUUCUUUUUUUUUUUUUGCACUGUCAUAUGAAAGAAGACUGGAAAUUAUGUAACACUAUUAUUGAAAGACAGAGGCUUCCAAACAAAGGAAGUGCCAUCAUGUGUAUUAUAGUUGUAUGUUACUUUGUAUAGGAAUGUUUUGAAAAGUGUUUAUAGCUAUAAUUAUGUGAAAAUGCCAUGAUAAGGGGAAAUGUAAACGAUGCAGGGGUAUGUUGAAGGUAGAAAAGAACUUGAUUUUACUUAUGUACAUGACCACUUCAAACUCAAGUUUCUUGAAUUGGUGUGAAUCAUAAAUACCAAAUGUGCUCAUAUAUACAGUGAAAAUGAACUAAGCUUCCACACCGUGUUUGUGACAGCUGUUAAUUUGUGUAUAAAGCAUAACAAUUGUAAUCACUAAGACUAUAACGCAUUUAUAUUUAUUUAUUGCAUUUUCAAUGCUUUAUAUUACAUAACAACUUAAUAUUCACUGGAAACAACAUUGCAAUAAACUGCGUUGCAGUAUAUUGCCUUGUGUGGAAAGGAAAUACAAGGUUUAGGUAAGACUUGGAAAAAAAAUUGUUCCAUUAUUGUCACCAUUGCUGUAAAAAAAAAAAAAAAAAAAAAUUAAAAUGUGUACAGUACAGUUUAUAUUUGUAAUUAUAAUUUAUACUUCAAAACCUACUUGUGUAAAUUUGUGUAGUUUUCCAGUGUAGUUGUUUUCAGUCUCAUUUUAUUCAAGUAAAAGUGACGUGGUGGUGGUGGUGGUGGUGGUGGUGGUUCUAUUUAAAAUAUUUGUGCAAUUUUUGCCUUAACACUUUCAGUCGAUAUUAAAAAAUUGCUGAAGUGACACUGUGAGUGAUAGACAGUAAGUUGCUGCUUGUCAGCCACAAAAAAUAAAUUUCAGUUUCUCUGGAGUUCCGUGGAAAUAGUUGUGAGAUUCUAGUAAAAAAUGUCUUGGAGUAUAAUUUCACUGUAAAUGAGAUUGAAAACCAGGAUGUAAUUUAUUCAACUGCAUCAGAUAUUUAUUUGUCAAUUCACGGUUAAAUUAAUUUACAUAACUUGUCAGUGAGCUGCUGCCUACUACUAUAAAUAAAAAGUUAUGUCUAUCUGUUUAGACAUGUUUGCAUUAAAAAAUACAUUAGACUACGCAAAUUUUUAGGAACUGUGUCUGAGUUAUAAGUUGGAAAACUAUUGAGAGGCAUAUUGUUAUCCUGACAUUCCAGUUGGAAAUGUUUUAACAUGUUAAAUGUAUGUCAGUGAGAUUGUUAGCCUAGUUAGAAUAUUUGCUAGCAGAUAGAAAUACAUAUUAUGUGGCAAAGAAAACGGAAGGCCUUACCAGCUUGGCAGGACGUUUAUGUUAUCAUACAAGACAGGGAGGGAAGGCAACAAUAGUGUACACUUUGGUACUCUUACUAAUUGAGUGCUGUCAUACUACAUCUCUAUAUGCAUCACUAAAUCACAAGCAGAUUCAGAACAAGAACAUGAACAUGAACAUGAUGUAUGAUAUAUAUUACAUUUUGUUGCAAGCAGCUCUUUACUGGCCUUAUGUGUAAAACUACCUUCCCCAGUGACAUGAUUGCUUUUCUCAGCUGUGUCUGUUGAUAUGCUGUCUGCUGUAUCAGUUGCUGACUGUAAUGUUGACUGACUGAUAAGUCUCUCUCCUCAAGUAGGCUUUUCUAGUCUUCUAAUGUCGAGAAAAGCUAAUGUCACAGAAGCAAAUGCAGCCUGAUCGCGAGGUCUAGUGGUUAGCAAUGUUUGGCUAGUGAUGUGGAGGUCCCAGGUUCAUUGCAUAGCAUUAAGUGGCUAGCACCAGGCUGGGUGACAGUACAUUUAUUUAUCAACACCACAAUCAUCUUCAUCAGUAUUAUUGUUAUUGUUGUUGUUGUUGUUGUUGUUGUGCUUAACAAUUAUGAUUAUGAAUCUUCAUCUUUCAAAAUUCCAGACCUGUUCUAUAGGAUUUAGGACAGAUGGUGUGACAGCACUAAAGGGGGAACCACUUUCUUACAAUAGUUUGUCAAUAUAAUAAACAGAAGUGGCACUUCUUAAUGCCAAAAAGUUAGGCUUGUGUAGUCUUUACUUUUUUAUUAUUAAUUCUUUCAAUUUCCAUAAUACAAUCUGAAUCUUUGCUAUUAGUUAUGUUGGUAAAUAAAGACAGAACAAGACUUGAAUCAUUUGCCUGCAUGCACAACAGUGAAACAUUGACUUCCAUUUACAUAUGACAAUACUCCUUCCACAUUGGAGCCCUACAGGUAUGUGGUCCUUCUGAGUGGUCUGAAUAUAACUGCAGUGUGAGAGAGCGCGAAUGCACUUCUUGUACCAUGUUGGAAGUUGCUGAAAGUGAUUAGUGUUGCCUCACCCAAUGUCCACAGUUACACAGAUGUCAUAUGCUGGCACUCACUUGCGUAUAAGCUGUGAAUUUGCAGUGUGUGCAUGCACAAUGAACUUUCCUUGCCGCUAACCUUGCUUUGCUGCCUCAGUUCAAUCAGUACAAUUAACAUUAUCAACUGUAAAACAUCCUAAUAGUUAAUUUGCUCACUUUAUGCACAAGAGCCUUCCUUGUAGCUAGAUUAACAAAAAAACUUAAAUUAUAAACAAAGUUGACAAUUAUUAUCAAGUAUCACAUUCCUCAUCCAAUGUGAUAUUUACCUGCAGACUGAACGCGAAUGUUAUUUCAUCAGCUGUUCGCUCGUGCAAAUUUGCAGUUCCAUGGCUAAAUCAAUAACAUUUAAUAUUAGAGUAUCUCUUCAGUUUACAUUAUGCAUAAUUGUAAUCAAGUCACUGUGGUAGUAACUUGUGAAUAUCAGAUAUACAGCAUACACAUUCUCCCUAGAAAACAUAAAAAUUAUUAAUUCUAAAUCCAUUUCAACACACACCAGGACCAUUUGCGCCACUAUGUCAUGAUGUAGCUGUAUAUACUCCACAUUUUCUUUUGUGCCUGGCAGUGUCACUUUGAGUGUUGCCCCCACACUUUGCAUGUGUGCUCCUGCGUGUUGACGAGUGAGGAAACUGUCGGACACAUGCUUCUGUACCGCAUGCAAAGCAAUUGAUGGGGAACAAAUGCUGCUCAUGCUAGUUCACUUCACAGAUGCAGUGUGCUAUCAGACACACAGUCUGUUUGCCAACUUUUAUUCACAGUGUAAUGCGUAUGAAUCUAUAUUUUGUGUAAAUAAACCACUGACUGCUGUAAAACUGUAGCUUCAUUUUUUGUUUGAACCUAAUGUUGUAUGCCAUUUUCGCAAGUGCGUCCUCUUUCACACACAACUCUUUUAUUCCGACACCUCUUGAAACCAAAUAUGUGACAGAUUAGUUUUUCUCACAAUUUCUUGUUGCCUGGCAUCUAGUUCCAUGCGAUUAAAGCUGUGAUAUUUUUGCAAAUGUUGUUUUUUUUCCCUGUGUUAAUAAUAUCAUAGCAACUGCUGGCUAGUAACUCAUUUAUCUAUAUCGGUGAAAUAUUUAUUUCGUGGAUUUUGCUGCUUCUGCUUUGGGACAGAUACCUGUGUCUAGUUCCACUUGGCAUUGUGUGCCUCCAUCUGCUAUUUGUGCACAAUUGACUUAUAUAACCAUUACAUGUCGAACAUUGCACGCAUGUGUCAUCACUACUGCACCUUUCUCUUACUUAUUGUUAGUAAAAUUACUGACAUUGACAGCAGACCAUUGAUAUGACAUUUUCCGUUAUCACUCUCCAUGCUUGAACUAUGAGGUACUUUGAACUUUAAUGCAACUGUACCCAGUCACAUGAACAAGUUUGUUCCUACUGAGGUCGAGUCUAUGGUUCACUUUGUCAAGUAAUAUUUUCAUGCCAGGUUUGCAAUCGGAUGUGGGUUCCUGUCUUUUUUAAGACAGUCCACCUUCAUUCAGAAUACCCUGUCAUGUAAUAUAGGUAAAUUCAAAGCAGUCAAGCUGUCACUGUUUCUCUUACAUUUCAAAACACCACCGUGGCUCUCAGUGGGAGUUCCCAAUUUUAGCACAUUCAAUAUUUCAGUUAGGAGUACUUUGUGCAUAAGUUGAUGAAUACAAAUGUAGCUGUUAUUUUUCUUCGUGUGAGACUGAAUCAAUUUGGCAACACUAUUGAUAUUUUAGAAAUGUUGUCAUACUUCAUGUGCAGUGUAUGUACGUUACCAUAGUUGGGUGAUAAAAGUAAAAAGUGAUGGUCACUCCUGAACCUUUACAAAUUGAUGCACUAUUCUGUGAUUGUGGCAAAGCUUCUAAAGGGACUCUAGUUUUCAAAGUUUCAUGACAAAAAUGUGUUCACCUCUCCAUGUACAAAAUCACUCACUUCAAAAUUACUGUAUGAAAUUGAAAUCCUGUUUCUUGUGUAUGUUACUUAACAUUUGUAUUACAAUGCAUUUUCAUUUGAAUAACUUAGUAUACAUUAGAUACCAGGGUGCUGUAUGUUAAGUUUUCCUGCUAUACUUGCCACCAAGUAACUGAAGUCAUCAGAGGUCAGUGGAUUUCCUUUCUGCUAUUCCAUUUAAAUACUGAAGCACACCUCACGUUGAAGUUCAUUAUUGUGUGAUACUAAAGGUGUCUUUGUCAUAUGCUCGUGCUAUUUGAUGUUAUUAUCUACAAUUUGCUACUUAAGCAUGUUUUUAUUAAAUAUCUGUGUGUUGAUGUGUGUCAUUGUAUUUGUACAUAUUUCUGUAUGUUCACUGAUAAUGUUUGUGUUAAGUUUAGCAGAAAAAUAAAAAAGAGAUAUGCUGGUAGGCCUAUA
Messenger RNA from Schistocerca piceifrons (Central American locust), 14545 nucleotides. It is a transcript of the gene Nup358, whose product is annotated as E3 SUMO-protein ligase RanBP2. Gene Ontology annotation, molecular function: protein binding; GTPase activator activity. The record is from RefSeq and is a predicted model, not a curated record. Gene Ontology annotation, biological process: nucleocytoplasmic transport. Gene Ontology annotation, cellular component: cytoplasm; nuclear pore. NCBI's taxonomy places the organism in Eukaryota, Metazoa, Arthropoda, Insecta, Orthoptera, Acrididae. The coding region runs from base 103 to 9822 and encodes 3239 amino acids. The transcript is spliced from 33 exons.